GGGGUGGCGGGCGGGCGAGGAGGGUUACGAGGCGGCGGGUGAAUACCCUCCUCGUCACGUACGGGAUCAUUAGUUGGAUAUCCUUGGUCCCGUUGGCCAACCCUAUCCGAUAGCGGUGAUCCUCGUGCUUGACAUCAUUAUCCUUGGAUGCUGCGGAGCGCCAACGCGGUCCCAUCAUACUUCGUCGCAGGCGUCUUCGUAGUUCAGUCUUUUCGAUACUGCUACGUUUUCUUCUCGCGCUUUUGCCACUUCUUCAUUUUGGUUUCGUUUGUAUUUAUCCAUCAACAUAUCUUGGCAAUCCAAGCAACUUACAGUUAUUCAAUUUAUUCGCGAAAAUUGUGACAGUGUGCAAAUUUGUUUGCAAUAUGAUAAUACUUAAUCGAUAAUAAACACGUUUGGGAUGGUGAUUUAAUGACCUUCGACUUCAACAUUGUGAAUUGCGAAGAAUUGUGGAUAAGUUAAUGUGGCUAAAAGAUGGCACAAUCCGUUUAAUUAAAAAUACGUGAUGAAUUAAUUUCUGAUCUAAUAACUCUGAUAGUGACGAAUAGAAUUGAUGACUAUGGUGAAGAAGAAAAACUGACUGGAUAUACUUUUAGCUGAUCAUCGUUUCUGUGAAAAGAAUUAGUGAUAAGUGUUUAUAAUCAAAUAACAUAACAUUCUGAAGAAAUUUGAAUGUUUUUUCAAUGUAAUUCUUUAUCGUAUUUGAUUGUUUUCUUUAUAAAUAAAUUAAUAAUUUUUUAAAUAACAAAAAAUCUAAUAUCAAUCAUUUUCCAACGGUUGUACAAUUGGACAGUUUUAUCCACAGUGUCAGGGAAAUAUUGAGUUAAAAUAAAUUUCAAGAGCAUUUCAAGAUGGAAACGAGUGAUCCGUCGGGUAGACUAACGGCGGAAGAUUUAUCGGAUUGUAUAAGUGAUAGCAGCCAUUCGGAAUCUCAAUUAAGAGCAUUUCAAAGUUAUGAGCGCAUCAAGGAGCUGAACCUGUCAAUUGAUAAAACUAAAGAAGAUACAUCGACGGAACCGAAGGAUUUUCAUCUUAGCCUUGAAAGCAGCGAUAGGACGUCUCUUCGAUUCAAUGAGUUUCCAUGCGAAAAUUCAACAAGAAAUCUCACUAUGACGUUGAAUAAGGCCAAGGAUUUCGGUUAUUCUAAUAAUUUGACCGAGAUUAAUUAUCCAUUGGAUAGACCGAACGAGAAUGAGGAAUCGACUGAUGCCGCAACGCUUUGCAGAUCAAAAAAUUCCAGCGCCAAAAACGUCCUAUUUAAUCUGCGUGAGACCAAGCAAAGGAGUCCUCAUACGUCGUUAGCUUCCUUAGACAGGUACAACAAAGAUCUCAAUUUCGCAGUGGAAAAGGAAAUGAAGGAUUUCAGUCUACUUAAGAACUACAAUCUCGAUCGCAUGAAGGAGUUCAAUUUUUCUCUCGAUAGAAUGAGGGACACCCACAUUAGUAGUCUGGCUCUCGAAAGAUUGCGUGGUGGUGCUGGUUUACUGGAAAAUUCGAGCAUGCUGGAUCACAAGGAAUUCAGGAACUUGCAGGUACAACCGAGGAAUCCAGAUCUCGAAGCCAUAGCUUUGGAGCGCAUGAGACGCUCGCAUUUGCUUGGUACGGAAUUAUCCGCGCAAAACUUGUCGACGCAAGUACCGCAUUCUCAUUCGAUUACGCAUAUGCAACACUCUCAACAACAACAGCAGCAACAAGCGAAGUCCUUCACCAUCGACGCGAUCCUAGGCCUAAGGAACAAUCAGCGAGAAAAACGGAGUCAGCAGCAACAAUACAGAAAACAUCAAGGUCAGGAAAGCUCGACAAAGAACGGCAGUUCGAGUUCCAGUUCUGGUGGAGGCGGCAAAGUGAAGAGGGUGCGAACAAUUUUCACGGCGGAACAAUUGGAACGUCUGGAGGGUGAAUUUGCACGUCAACAAUACAUGGUGGGCCCCGAAAGAUUAUAUUUAGCUCACGCACUUCGACUGACCGAGGCCCAAGUCAAGGUCUGGUUCCAGAAUCGUCGCAUAAAGUGGCGAAAGUUGCAUCACGAGCAACAGAGCCAGAGAGUACAUGAGUUUCAGCGUACUUUGAACUCUUCGUUGGAGCACGAAGACAGCAACGAAACCGACAAAUGGUGAAACAGAAAAUCACGAUCUAUACGCUCCUAGAUCGUGACUGUCACCUCAUUCCUUCUUCCUUAACUACGCCGCUCUAUCCUUUUUAUUUCGAUGUCUUAGGAAGCCGAGAAGUUAUUCCACGCGGAUGUAGUUGCAGACGAGAUUUCGAAUGUGCAAUUGUCAAUCUCCUGAAGAAGUAUCAUUUUUUUGUAACUUCUUAAAGUAUUCACGCGCGUCGCACCUUUCUUUCUUCACUCUCAUCUCUACGCUAGUCAUCUUGCCAGCUCUUAAUAUCGCACCACAAAAUUCGAGCGUUCUUUGAAGAAAUUGUAUAUGGAUUGCAAAUCGUAACGAAGAGAAUUGUGUAUUGCAAAAAGAAAUUAAUAUUAUUAAUUGUGUCAAAGUGAGUUUCUUAUUUCUCAGAAACAUUUCUUUUAUACCUUAGCUUUAAAUUGCCAAAAAUAAAUCAAUACA
Solenopsis invicta (red fire ant) is the source of this 2570-nucleotide messenger RNA. RefSeq lists its product as uncharacterized. Gene Ontology annotation, biological process: regulation of DNA-templated transcription; central nervous system development; neuron differentiation. NCBI's taxonomy places the organism in Eukaryota, Metazoa, Arthropoda, Insecta, Hymenoptera, Formicidae. Gene Ontology annotation, molecular function: DNA binding; DNA-binding transcription factor activity, RNA polymerase II-specific. The record is from RefSeq and is a predicted model, not a curated record. Bases 852 to 2117 code for a protein of 421 amino acids. The transcript is spliced from 2 exons.